Molecule: messenger RNA, 5053 nt
Organism: Brienomyrus brachyistius
Lineage: Eukaryota; Metazoa; Chordata; Actinopteri; Osteoglossiformes; Mormyridae
Product: E3 SUMO-protein ligase ZBED1
Exons: 4
Coding region: 3605-4375 (256 amino acids)
Biological process (GO): regulation of transcription by RNA polymerase II
Cellular component (GO): nucleus
Molecular function (GO): protein dimerization activity
Source: RefSeq, a predicted model, not a curated record
AAACAAUUUGGCCAAAAGACUUGUAAGCCUGCCAACGCAUCAAGGUAAACUUUUCAGCAGGGGUCUAACUAACCUGAUUUAACCUAAUCUAAACAAAUCUAUCUUAAGCUAACCUAUAGCCAUGUAGCAACAUUCUCCACCACUUAUUUACUAAAGAAAAAUAUCUAACAUCUGCAGCAUAACAGGAAUACACGCUUAACCAUGUUAAUAGCUCACUACAUUGACCACAGUUGCUGUGCUCCAAGCUCAAAUACAUGGAUCAACUCCAUAAUUUUGAUAAUUAUACUAGAUUUUACUAUUUUACUCAUUAAAACAAGCAUAAUCCUACUUUCUUCCUAAACAUUCUAGAUCUGGGGCAUCAAACACUCUUCCCGUGGGCCGGAACUGGUCCGAUUAAAGGUCUGAUCCGGCCUGCCAGAGAUUUUGAAUAUGAACACAUUGGACUGGAAAAUCCUUCAAAAAAACGUCGGUCCUGUAGGGGGUGUGUCAUGCCAAAACUCUUCCACCAUCUGAAUUCUUUCUUCCUGUGAAGUAUUGCUCAGCUGCUAGGCCCAAGACACAAUUAUGAUGAUGUAAUUUCAAAGCACUCUAUAAGUUUCAGGUUCACCGUUGCCACGGCAGCAUGAGUUAACAUCAAUAAAAUGCUAUUACAGAUGUUUUGCAAAAGUGUGUUUUUAUUAUUAUUAAGAAAUCAUUUAUAUUUAACUUGAUACUACAACCAGCAUGUUUCAUUAGAUUGUCUAUUUAGCUCCAUAGCGACAUGUUUUAUUUGCUAUUACUUCAUUUUUAAAGGUGUGUUUUUAUCAAUAAAAAAAUCAGUUAACGUUUAACUUGAUAGCAUAAACAACAUAUCUUGUUAGUUUAUGAAUGAAUAUUUAGAUCGAUAGCGGCAUGUUUUCUUAACCGGUAAGUAGGGCUGGGUAUCGAGUUCGAUACUUUUUAAGCACCGACCGAAUCGUCUCGAUACUAUCGAGUAUCGAAAAAAUCAUUUUCGUUCGGUACCAAAUUUCGAUACCUAAGGGUAUAAUCUUGUCAACGUCAGUGAGCUAGAAAACGUGCGGCAUCCUUAGGCUAUGUUCACACUUGGUGUCUUUUUUCAAACUGCCAGCGUCUGCUUCACAUUAUAACCCUAUGGAGUAAUCCGUUUUUUCAAAAAAGUCCUGACCGCUUUUUUAAACGCCACCGCCGGCGUCUCUUACUGCAGCUCAGAGCGUCUUUUCAAGUUGAAAAAAGUUCAACGUUUCUGAAAAGAACGCCCUACGUCAAGCAUCUAUUUGACAGCUGACCAAUGACAAGCGAGUAGCGAGACCUGUCAUUUCGAUAACAAGAAAAAAUGGAGACUUGCCGGUAGAUAAACUGAACCGACAUUCUCCUCCCCGUAACUUCAAGAGUCAACUUUCUCUUUCUCGACAUUUUUGCAUCACACAGCACUAGGCUACUAUUGCAGCUGUUGUUAUAGCAACAAAAGACGCGCUCAGCUGCUAUUUGUAACCAUACGCUGCCAGCUUUUUUUUUGCUAAAAAAGCGCCAUUAGCGUCUUUUUUGACAAGAAAAAGCUGAUAAGUGUGAACACUCCCCUAACGUGCCCGGAUCAAAUGCUGGUGAUUGGCUGCUGCGAGGCUGCCUUGAAAAUCAAUAGUUUACGGCGGUUACGCCCACUCGCCCAGAGCUUGUCUAAUGUGAGGCUGUAAAGUAUACUACACUUUAAAGCAUAGCAUAAAUUUAACGCAAACGAUGUUUAAGUGAUCAAAAGUAUGGCUACAUUAUGCUAAGAUUGACGGUAACAGCGUGCGAUGCAAUAUUUGUAAAAAGGUUAUCGCGUCCAAGACUGGCAACACGUCAAAUAUGAUAAAACACCUGACAGUACACGGAAUUAAUUUACGAGCAGAAAGUUGCUCCGUGUUUGACUGCAAGAAGAUCACGCCAGUGCAGUCAUCAUCAUCCUUUCAGUAUUUUCCUGACUCAGGGCCUCCAUAAAAUGCCCACCACAAGCGUCGUCCUCCGUGACUGAUGAGGAUAACGGCGCGAUGGCUGGGGCUCCGACAGGUAAACAGACAUACAAAAUCAGCUAACUUUUAGCUUGUGCACCGUUAAAGUUAAGUUUAAGUUUGUGCGGGGUCAAUUUAUUAAUCCUUUUUCGGACCUAACGUACGCUGUGUAACAUUAUGUACUGUUUCGAUGACUUUAAAUACCUAGCUAAGUUGAUACUAAAAUGCUUUAAGGUUAAAAGUAAAUGAUGAAGUUUACCUCACAUUAAACUUAUCUUAUUUAAAUGUCCUUAUCCUUGGCUGCAUUAACAGUUUAGCUUUCAUGUUUUCUUCACAUUAAUGUUAUAGUCUCUGCUCGUGCUGACCCUGGAAUUAGGAGACCAUCAAGUGAUAAUCCAUUUACACUGGCAGAAAAAGUAAAAAUGAACAAAGAAAGGAAAGAUGAAUGCCACAGGGCCGUUACAAAUUUUAUUGUUAAAGGUUUACUGCCUUUUUCUACUGUGGAGGCUUCAUGGUGGCGGUAAGUACAGUAAGCUGUAAAUUAUGUUGUAAUAUUACCAUUAAGGCUGUUGGCCAGGUUUGUAGGUCUUAACCUAGAUAAUUUUUAAAACUUUUUAUAGUAAGCAACAAUUAUAAAAUAAUGGUAAUUUUACUUUUUUUGUGUUUGAUGAUGUCAACUAUAGGGAGAUGAUAAGCACCUUAAACCCCAGAUAUCAGUCCCCCAGCCGAGACAUGCUCUCAAAUACCCUCAUACCUGCAUGUUAUGCAGUUGCAAAAGAAAAUGUCAAGAAAGAGUUGCAAGAUGUGAGGGAUGUGGCUGUGACUGCUGAUGGCUGGACCAGCAUUGCACAGGACCACUACCUGACAGUGUCAGUUCACUAUGUGAGAGAGGGUUCCAUGAAAGAGAAGGUCCUACAUACAAGGGCGGUAUACACAUCCCAGACAGGGGACAUUGUAGCAGAAGAGAUAGGAGAUAUUCUUGAUGAAUUUAAUAUAAAGGACAGAGUAGUUGCUGUGACAGUGGACAAUGCAGCAAACAUGGAUGUAGCAGUAAAAAAGAUGAGUAUUAAAAAAAUUUGCUGCUUUGCUCACACUCUCAAUAUUGCUGCUCAAAAGCUUUACACAAUUACCUCAGUCUCACAGUGGGCAGGAAGGAUCAGAGCAAUGGUGGUGUGGCUGAAAAGAUCCAGCCUGGCUAAACCUGUCCUUAGAGAGAAGCAGCGUCUUCUUGGUAGGUAGAAAUCAGAAUAGAUGAACCUUAGUGCAAAACUCUUUGGCCAAAUAGUUAUUAAAAAUCCUUUGCUAAAUCAUGCAGUAAAACAUUUCUGCAAAUAAACAGCCACUUUGAUAACCACACACACACACACACACAAACAUGAAUUUCUCUUUCUCACUUUAGGUCUUCCAGAACAUGCGGUCAUCCUUGAUGUGAAAACAAGGUGGAAUAGCUUAUUCCUCACGGUGGAGCGAUUCCUGGAGCAGUUCCCUGCCAUCCAGGCCACCUCCAUGGACCAUCGUCUUAAGAAAUUAAUGGACAAGGACAGGCAAAAACAGUUCUUAUUCUAAAUGCCAUUUUCAGUGUGAACGAUUUUGCUCAUAAAUCUAUAGUCCAGCUAAUGAAUGUGAUUAUAUUUUACAGACUGCAGAGAGUUUCUGGUGAGGAUUUUAGAAAAGCAGAAGAGUUUGUCAAAGUUACAAAGAUACUUUACACUUCAACCCUCUGCGUCUCUGCUGAAAGGAGCCCAACUUUGGGUCAGAUUCUGCCUAUCUUAAAUAAACUCCAGCACCACUUCACAGUGAAUAAAGAGGACUCCUCCUUCACAAAGACCAUCAAGGACACUCUCUGGAAUGACCUCUCAAAAAGAUACCAGGAUGGCAAUAUCAGACAGUUUUUGGAGGAGGGCACAGCCUUAGAUCCCAGAUUCAAGUCAAAAGUGACAAAUGAAGUGUGGACCAGACUGGAGGAGGAGCUAAUGAAAAGGACCUCAGAACAGACUCCAACUGAGCAGAUAGAACAGGCACUUGAAGAGAGUAACCAAGAUGACAGCUCUGAUGAAGACAGUGCAUCUGCAACAACAGCACUGAAGAGGCCAAAGCUUUCUGCCCUUGAGGAGCUGUUUGCUGUGGAGGACAUGGCUGUUGAAGCAAGAAUGCAGACCACUGUCAGCAGCACUACAGAGAGGAUUCAGGCAGAGAUAAAUAAGUACAGACUGCUUCCGUCUACACUGUCCUCAGUAAGUCCAGUAACCUGGUGGUGGGACAUGAAGGAUACUCUGCCAAUGCUCUCAGAAUUGGCAUCAAGGUAUCUUUGCGUGCAAGCGUCAUCCACACCCUCAGAGCGUACAUUUUCCACUGCUGGGGACAUUAUCAGCCAGGAGUGGGCUUGACUGUCUCCUGAAAAAGCAGACAUGCUAAUUUUUCUGAAGAAGAACUGUUGAGUGAUUUCAGGUGAUCUUAAAAGGUUAGUUCACCAAAAAAAUGAAAAUUCUGUCACUAAUUACUCACCCUAAUGUUGUUCCAAACCCAUAAGACCUUUGUUUGUUUAUCUUCAGAACACAAAUGGCGAUAAUUUGGAUUUAAUCCAAGAGCUUUCUGAUCCUCCCAUAGAUUUACUGGAUAUGCAGUUUUCAAUGCCCAGAAAGGAACCAAAAACAUAGUCAAAAUAAGUCCAUGUGAUAUAAGUGGUUCAAUCAUAAAUAUAUGAAGCUGCGAGAAUACUUCUGUGUGCAAAGUGAACAAAAAUAACUGUAUUCAACAAUUUAUCUAUGGGAGGAUCAGAAAGCUCUUGGAUUAAAUCCAAAAUAUCUUCAUUUGUAGAUAAUUAAUGACAGAAUUUUAAUUUUUGGGUGAACUAAACCUUUAAGCAGCAGUGAGCCUCACAAAUACUUAAAAUUGAUUGACUUAAAAUGGCUUGAACUUUAUUAAAACGGUUUGCAGUGAUAUAUUGUGCUAAUCACACUUUGUUCAUUUUGUGCUUUCGUUCCUUUGUUUAUUGGUCUUAGAGAUAAGCCUGCUGUGAAAAGUGUCACAAACAUCCUGAAAAAAUAAAACCAAAGUUUCUCUGA